Molecule: messenger RNA, 1809 nt
Organism: Adineta ricciae
Lineage: Eukaryota; Metazoa; Rotifera; Eurotatoria; Adinetida; Adinetidae
Source: the annotation of a GenBank genome assembly
AUGGCUUCAAACGAUAAUCAAGGUUCGUCAUUUCAUGAUGAAGCACAAAAUGACGAUCCUCCUCCAACCAAUUUUGAAGAUGCUGUUGAGCAGCAACCAGAUAUAGAUGAAGAAAAUCGGAGACGCUUUCCACAAAUACCUGCGUUAGCAUUUCAUCCCUGGGAAGGUAUCGAACAAGAACAUCUAGAAGAAGAUGAAGAUGACGAUGAUGCCAAUGAUGAACACGAAAUGAACGAAAUAGAAAAUAAUCUAAAUCAUGAACAAGAACAACUGAAUCGUUUGCAAGAGCAAAUCCGUCAUAUUCAACGACAUUUACUGUUAGAUUUAAAUAAUCGAGCAGAACAUUUGGAAGAUAUGGAAGAUGAUGAUAAUUCCGAUGAUGAAGAUUGGGAAGACGCAGACGCUGAUUCAUCUUCGACAGAUCAUGAGAACCGUGAAGAAACAGUCACUUAUGAUCGUCUAUUACCGACAACACAUUCAUAUAUGAAUGUAGAAAAUUUUCAAGAAUUUAGUGGUGUUUGUUUAUUAUCCGACGAUCGUCGUUGUCGAUUGCAUAUCGUUGAAUUAGCAAACAUGAUCUUGAUACCAAAUCAAACCGUACCUUGGCAAGUGUUCAAUACUCGAACAGCACGAAUGAUCAAAGAAGUGAAACAAGAACAACGGUUAUUCGGUGUUAUCGAUGCUUGUUCAUCGUUUCUAACGAAUGAUCCAAAAUACGGUACAACAGCGGAAAUUGUUUCCUAUUACGAAGAAAUUAUUGAUCAAUCCUUACAAUUAAAAGUGAUUGGACGACAACGUUUCGUUAUUGAUGACCCAUCGACAAUGAAACGCGAUUUGAACGGUGUACUUCGUGCUGAUGUACGAAUUCUUCCAGAUGUUCUAUUGAGAAAUCCACCAUUACCAAGUUUAAGUCAAAAUUACAUACAUACAAUCAAUUUUGUUUUACAAUAUGAUAUGUGUUUACAACGACAAAAACGGCUCAACCAUAUCGAUACUGACGAUCAGCAAGCAACUGGUUGUGGUCAAGCAUUGAUGAAAUUAAUUAAACGCAAACGAACAACAUCAUCAUCAUCAUCUACUACUUCACAGGAAACGAAAAGUAUUACCCUGACUCAGCCUUCGAAACAACGUCUAUUUCGGCUGCGAUCUCGCCAAGCUCCAUGGUCUUUAACACCUUAUCCAUACUGGGUUGUACGUCAAUAUGAUGCUGUUUAUGUCAUGUCAUUAGUUAAACUUGAAUUGAACAAUACAAUGUUAGCCAAUGAUGAUGGAUCAUUGCCAGUAACGCCCGAUCGUUUUGCUGAUUGGUUAUUAAUGAAUAUACCGUUUGAAAUUCAAACUGUACAAAAAAUACUGUCCUUUCCAACAACGAUUCAAAGAUUACGUUUCAUUCUAUCUUGGUUGAGACGUUACAAGAAGUUCGCUUGUCGGCAUUGUGCGGCUGAUAUCUGUGAAGAUCGUGAUAUAUUUUCAAUGUCUGCUUCGGGAUUAAUGGCCGCAUAUGUUAAUCCUCAUGGACAAAUUCAUGAAACAUUGACUGUUCAUCAUGCGAAGAAUAUUCGCUUAAUUGGACAUGAAGUAGCUGAACAUUCUUGGUUUCCAGGAUAUAAAUGGACAAUUGUCCAAUGCCGUCUGUGUGGGAAUCAUCUCGGCUGGCGUUUUCGCAACCCAUCGUUGAAACCGUCGACAUUCUAUGGUUUGACUCGUAAUGGUCUGAUUUUUGCGAGGAAUGCAACAGAAAAUGAUGGCGAAGGAGACGAUUCCGAAUUAAGCAGACGUGUACGACCAUCGACAAGCUUAGAAGAAUAA